Molecule: messenger RNA, 2370 nt
Organism: Tribolium madens (black flour beetle)
Lineage: Eukaryota; Metazoa; Arthropoda; Insecta; Coleoptera; Tenebrionidae
Gene: Cog7
Product: conserved oligomeric Golgi complex subunit 7
Exons: 7
Coding region: 109-2295 (728 amino acids)
Biological process (GO): intracellular protein transport; Golgi organization; retrograde vesicle-mediated transport, Golgi to endoplasmic reticulum
Cellular component (GO): COG complex
Source: RefSeq, a predicted model, not a curated record
CUAAAAAUUCUUUUGUAAAGAGUCAGCCAAAUAAUAAAAAAAAUAAUGACAACUAGAUAAAAAGUGAGGUUAAGUUUAAACGUCAUGAAAAAAGUUUAGGAAACAAAAAUGGACAUAAGUGCGUUUUCCGAUGAUAAUUUCGAUACCAAAGCGUGGAUAAACGAUAUUUUAAAAAAUGCAGAAACUCAGGAUAAAAAAGAGAAUUAUACAACGUCCCUGGUGAUGAAAUUACAAUUAUGCGUUCAACAAGUGAACAGUGCACUUGAAGACACAAGUCAGCAGAUCCUAAUGUCACUGCCAAAAAUUAUUCGAGACACUAAAAACCUCCAUCAGGAAGCAGCAAUUUUAAAGGAAAAAAUGGCUGCGGUACGUAGCGAAAUCGUAAAAAUUGAACAAGAUACUGGAAAGUCAAUAAAUACAAUUGAAAAGUUGGACACAAUUAAAAAUGAACUGAAUUUAGCCAAGCAGGGGCUACAUGAGAGCGACAAUUGGACUAUUUUAGUUAACGACUUGGAAGAAGUUUUUGAUUCUAAAAACAUUGAAAAUAUUUCCACAAAAAUAAUUGGGAUGCAGAGAUCUUUGCAACUAUUGGUCAAUGUUAGUGACUAUGAAGACCGUAAAUUACAGUUGGAAGGACUCAAAAAUCGACUAGAAGCAAUUGCUAGUCCAGCUAUAGUCCAGGCUUUCACUUCUUCCAACACAGAACAAUCAUCAAUGUUUGUAAGGAUAUUUAAAUCAAUGGGGCGUCUUCCACAACUGCUAAAGUAUUACCACAAGUGCCAGAAAGACGUCUUAUUGAAAAAAUGGCGCAACCAAUUAGAAAUUGAACAAGACGAAUCUGUCACUCAAUGGAUUCACAAUUUUUACGGCAUUAUGUUAUCUAAUUGGCACACCCAACAAAAAUGGUUCAACCAAGUCUUUGUUAAUCAAAACAGUUGUGAAUCAUUCGUUGAGAUCUACACUGAUGUACUCACCUCUUUAGACCCGACUCUCAACGAAUGUAUAGACGCCGCUUUAAAACAAGUUGAAGAUAAACUAAAUUUCCUCUUUGAAAUCAAACAAAUCACACAACAAUUUGCUGCCAACUUAAUUGACGUAAUUAAUCAAUCACCUGGUGGAAAACUAGCCCACGACAAGUGUUUGAUGCUUUUACAAGCAGUUUACAAUCAUUUAAUCACAUACACAAGCAAAUACGCGGCUUAUGAACAAGCCCACUUAAUGAAAAAAUUAUCAACGAUAAAUUGUAUGAAAGAUGAGCUUACUGAUACGAUCCAAGCUCUCGGUUUGAGUAUUCCUCAAGUAAUCGACAUUGCCCGAGAUGCUAAAAAGCGAUGUCAACAAAUUACCGAAAACUGCGGUUAUUGUGGCUUGAUAAUCGCCCUUAGGGCUUUUCUACUAAGCUAUGCGGAUCAGUACAGGGUCGCAUUGAGACAAAUUGACCGGAGUAAGAAACAAGAAGAGGAUUGGGGCACCUUCCAGUUGUGUUUAUCCCUUCUUCAAAACACAGGUGAAGUCUUGUUGAAUUUGCAACAAUUGGAGAAAGACUUAACUGGAACUAUACUCGAAACUAAUCAAAAUAAAGAAGAGUUUGAGUACAAGUAUUUACUGUUGAGUGCCUCUGACCGAAAAGAGUUCGAGUCUUUGGUCAGGUGUGUCACUGAAGGGACACAACUGUCCCUCCUCGACCAUGUCAACACAGAAUUUAAUAAACUGUGCUCUGAUAUACACCACACGACGUAUCAAGUGGUUUUCGCCCCAAUUUCGGUGCAGUUAGAUGUGGUGCAAUCGCCAAAAACGUGGUCACAAUUCGCAAACUCGUCAAUUCACAAUUCCGACUUGCCUGAUUACAGUUUCUCGCCCCAGGAAUAUAUCACACAGAUUGGUCAAUAUUUGAUGACUUUACCCCAACAUUUAGAACCAUUCCUGUUCAGAGAUAAUCCAUCGCUCACUUGCGCUUUGAAGGCAGUGGAUCAGGAGUAUAGCACUGCGGGAGAGAUUGAGGGGGCUCUAGCUCACGUGUUCCUCAAGUUUAUAGCCAGGAGGACUUGUCAAGGCUUCUGUGAACGGAUUUUGUCAAUUUUUGAAUUAAGUCAACCCGCGAGCCGGCAAUUGGCUCACGAUAUCGGUUACUUGGAGAAUGUGUUGCAGGAUUUGGGAAUUUCGUUAGGAGAGAACUUGCAACAACUAGCAACAUUAUUAAAACUACCAAACGAUCAGUAUCACUCUGGUAGUACCGGGUGUUCAGCUAGGUAUGUCGCCGCAGUUCGCCAAAUGAGAAAUAUAACAUCCAAUUAAUCUAUUUUAUUUAUACUUUUUAACUUAUUGUUUUGUACAAAACAGUUUAUAGCAAUAAAAUCUAUUUUUGUUCUU